Messenger RNA from Brienomyrus brachyistius, 4411 nucleotides. It is a transcript of the gene dab2, whose product is annotated as DAB adaptor protein 2. The record is from RefSeq and is a predicted model, not a curated record. Gene Ontology annotation, cellular component: plasma membrane. The coding region runs from base 689 to 3049 and encodes 786 amino acids. NCBI's taxonomy places the organism in Eukaryota, Metazoa, Chordata, Actinopteri, Osteoglossiformes, Mormyridae. The transcript is spliced from 15 exons. Gene Ontology annotation, biological process: negative regulation of canonical Wnt signaling pathway; receptor-mediated endocytosis; positive regulation of endocytosis.
AACGUUAGUUUAAGAAAAAACCUAUUUAUUUUGUCGGUUUUGGGAACUGGGGAGAGUGACGGACGAGGAUGACGACAAAACAAUAUCGACGAGCCACCAGCGUCAAAGAAAAAGCGAUUUAUAAUGUACAACUCUGAGUGUGCGAAAAGAGAAAACUUUUCUGAAUGGUUAAGACCCUACCAAGGGGGAAGUGGGUUCCACAAAGCAGAAUUUCCCAGUUAGCUAGAUAAGUUAAGCAAAACUUCAAAACUGUCCAAUAGGAGGAGAGGAAAGCGACCUUCCUAUGAGACAAUCCUUACAUUUGGUUUAAGUUAUCUGGCUAAUGAAAAAAAUACUGCUUUGUGGAAUACACUCCUUUCUAAUUCCAGCUAAAAUUUCAGUUAUAUACGAAGCAAAAGCAGCGCUGGAAAAUUAUGCAACAGAGUCUUCUAUUAAGCAAAUAAAAAAAUCUACCAAUUGCAACCUUUGGUCAAAGCAGAAGUUAGAUUACACUUUAAUUUUUCAUGCUUUUAGUUUAAAGUAUUAAUUGAGGGACAGCAGGGACGUCUGCAGGCAGCAAAACGGGAUGAGAAAUACACAUGGAAAAGAGGCGCCUGUUGACUAUGUGUGACUGCUGAGAAGGAGCCGCUGUGACCAGUACCCCGUAGGAGCCGCUUGUCUGUUCUAACCUUCCCAGCGAUCAGCUGAAAUGUCAGCGGAAGCAGAAACCAAUGUAAACAACCAAGCUGACCCUGGCCCAGCCAAGACCCCAGCUAAGAAAGAGAAGAAGAAAGGCCCAGAAAAAAAUGAUGAAUUCUUGCUGGCCAGGUUCAAAGGUGAUGGGGUGCGAUACAAAGCCAAAUUGAUUGGUGUGGAUGAUGUACCUGAAGCCAGAGGGGAUAAAAUGAGCCAGGACUCCAUGAUGAAAUUAAAGGGCAUGGCUGUAGCUGCUCGAUCCCAGGGAAAGCACAAACAAAGAAUCUGGGUCAACAUAUCACUUUCUGGUAUCAAACUUAUUGAUGAGAAAACAGGGGUAAUAGAACAUGAGCAUGCCGUAAAUAAGAUCUCAUUCAUUGCACGUGAUGUGACGGACAACCGGGCCUUUGGUUACGUAUGUGGUGCAGAAGGUCAACACCAAUUCUUUGCCAUUAAGACGGCCCAGCAGGCUGAGCCUCUAGUAAUUGACCUGAAGGACCUCUUCCAGUUAAUUUUCAAUUUGAGGAAGAAAGAAGCAGAGGGUCCAAAAAAGGAUGAAACAAAUAAGCAGGUGAUGGAGAAUGGCCGUGAUGCCCUGCUUGAUGUUGAAGGUGAAGCAGAUAAGUUAAAAACUGUGGAGCAGCUAGACCUCUUUGGAGACAUGUCAACUCCACCAGACUUAAAUUCUCCUUCGGAGACAAAUGAUAUCCUAUUGCUGGACCUUUCCACUGACAUUGACAGCAAUCAAAACUGUGUAAAGGGAAAUCCCUUCACCUCUUCCUGUCCUUCUGUCACCUGGCACAACCCACAGUCCAGCAACUCGCCUGAAAACCCCUUUUCUUCCCAGCUCAGCUUUUUUCCUGCUCCUAUUCCUGACCCUUUUGGUGACGACCCCUUCUCCAAAAAUGACCAAUCAGCACACGCCAAUUCUGUGACCCCUGGCUCUUUCAGUUGUAGCCAGGAUAAAUCGUACUGCAACCUUAAUGGGCCCAAGCAAAACGUUAGUCAGCAUGGUGACUCUGAAUACUUCGGGCAUCAGUUUGAUGAGAUAUCUAGUAAACCUGUGAUCCAAACGCUGUCCAAUGGCCAGUGGCCAUUGGAACACACUCUGGGGGAUGCCUGGAAAAAAAAUGAGAUCCCAGUGAAGGAACAGAAUGGCAUCCAUUACAAAUCUACCCAUAAUCCAUUCUUUGAGAGCUCUUGCAAUAGCCCACCCUUGAAAAACAAGUUAAACAAUGAGCCAGUUGGGGUUUCUGAGGCCCCUGUAACUGCAGCAAAGGAUUCUGUCCUCAUUAGCCCCCCUCCACUCAACACUAAAGCUGGACGAGGACGGAGAAACGUCAAGUCUCCUACAAAUAUUUUUGGAUCCGACCUGUUUGGUUCACCCUCCCAAGCAGAAGCACCCUCUGUGCCUCAGAUGGACUUUGUGCAGCCGAACCCUGUGAACCUUUUCAACAGUACCCCAGCUACCACUGUAUCCCCAUUGGCAGCCUUGAAUAAUACACCUGCCAUGGCGGCACUGGGAAAGCUGUCACUGGGAGGUCCUGCAGCAGUCUCCUCAUCAGCUACAUCUGCAUGGAGACCACAAGCCCCCACCAUGUUCCCUGUAUCUGGUGGUAUUCCCCAGGUCACUGUGCCAGGUUCCCAGGCCUCGCCAUUCAGUGUCACAUCUCUGCCUGGAUGGGGGCAGACUCCUUCUCUUAUGGGGAUGGCCACUGCUCCCCAGCCCCCUGCUUGGGGACAGGCUCUGGCUCCAGUACCCCCUGGAGCUUGGCCUCAACCUUCACCUACAGCCGGCUCCUUCCAUUCUGGUGCAAUGGCCACCUCACUCAUGCCAGGGGUUAUGGUGGGAGUGCAGCAAGCUUCUACACCUCUGCCCCAACCUCCACCUCGGCCAGCUCCAGUGGAGCCCCCCAAAACUGAGAACAAUGCCUUCACUGCUCUGGACCCUCUGGGUGACAAAGAGCAAAAGAAUGUGAAGGACAUGUUCAAGGACUUCCAGAUAGCUAAACCCCCAGCUGUCCCAGCCAGAAGAGGUGACCAGGCUGGUUCCACAGAAAGUGGAGCCUUUGCUGAGUACUUCUCCAACAAAGUGGGCUUGGCUCAGGAGGUGGCCGAUAAUGAUGACUUUGACGUCGGUCAGCUAUCAGCCAAGAUCAAUGAGCAACCCAAGCCUAUGCCAAGACAGACAAUCUCCCCACCUGCUAACAUGACCCCUGUUAUGGCCACCCCUGCGCAGGCUGAGAAUCCAUUCAAUGAUUCCUUCGGGGCUGACCCCUUUGGAUCUGCUUCACUUACAAUGGUUCCUCCUCCUGUCCAGCCAAGUGCUGCUGCUGACCCUUUUGGAGACCCCUUUGGGAACCCCUUUGCCUGAUUACCACCAACCUUUCCAGCAUUCAGCUGAAACCAAGAAUUCCUCAGCCAUUGUUGACCCAAGAGGCAGGAACUACACGAGUUGCUGUGGUUGUCCCGGGUGUGACUUUCUCCAGACUACCACCUUAACUGAAAUUUCCUGUAAUUUCACUUUGAUCUACACAUUCUUGAUAAAUCUCUUAAAUGGGACAGCGUAACAAAGAUUACAUAGUGUAGUCUCUUGCCAAAGGUCUGUUCUGCUUCACAGUCAGCUAAAUUUCUGAAUGAUAAAUAUACUAGUGUUGUUUAGAACAACAACAAAUUGGGUGUAUCUGCUUGAAGGGCAUACAUACCAUUGGACUGUAUUUCCAUAUUUAUAUAGAGGGAAUAUCCAAAUAUGCUUACCCCUCCAUUUGUGAAAUUACAGAACCUUUGCAGAAUGUCUAUUAAAGAUGAGAAUAUGAGCAUUUUUAGUGUUCCGUGUUUACAUCCUACAGUACUGAUGGCACAAUCUCUAACUGUAACUCAGUCUGGAAUUAGUCCUUUUUUUUUGUUAGCUGGUGAAUAAACGCCACCUUUGAUGUAGUACUUGGUACUUCUAAAGUAGACUUUACAAUGUAGUGUUUACUUCAUGCAGCAAGCAAUGUAUAAAUUAAGUAUGUUGCAGGAUAAUCAACUCCCUCACAGCUUCAGACUACAUGGUAGGCUGGUAUAGCAACAGCCUCAGUUUUGCACCUUCAAUGCUUUAAAAAAAAAAAAAGUCACACACUCAGUGCUUUUUGCUAUUGCUUAAUCUAUGACAUUAGCCUUUUCUACUUCAGUUUACUACUUGUUAAUCAUAGCAUUGUUUUGUUAUACUCUACUGAUAUAAUUACAGUUGUGAUAAUGGGGAAAUUAUUCCAAAUCGUCUCAGGACAUAGAUUUGUUUUUCUCAGUACUGUGCUUGGUAUGCAAACCUGAACAUAUUUUUCUUUCCUAAAUAUGCAAGAUCUACAAAUGACUUGGGUAUUGAUAAUUAGAGGUUUAUCUGAUCGCUGGUGCUUUGCCAGAAUAAAACACGAGACAAACGUUGAGAAUCAUUUAAGAAGUACCUCUGCGACAUAUAAUCACCGAAUAGAAUAAUUAUAAUUGUUAAUAGGUAUGACAUUUGAUGCUCCGAUCAAUUCGUGCAAAAUAUCUCAGCCCCUCAACACGGAUUUUUACUUAAAAUUAAGAUGUACCUUAUAAUGAAUCGACAACAAUAUGAAUGAAAGCAGGUCUUAUCCUUUAAAUAUCAAAUUCUAUUAUACCAUUAGGUGGCAGUAUGUACUUUGGUAUGACGAGUUGUUUUGGAAUGUAUCUGAAUCAUAAUGAUCUUCCAAUAAAUAUAGAUAUUUUCAAAUGA